AUGGCACCAGCAACUGCCUUCUUAAUGGAUCACAUUCCGUAUGCAUUGGCCUUGGCGCUGCUCGGUUUGUACCUUGCGCAGUUGGUCAUUGCCAACCUCAUCAGGAACAGGGUCCAAGAAAAGCAGUGGGCAGAAGUUGAGAGCAAGCUUGAGACGGUUGGUGCUUCUCGCGGACCGUUUCGAUGGACUCGACGCUUCACGUCCGCCGUCUUCUCGAUGCCGAGUACUGCGACGGCCGGAUACAACAAGUUUUGCAAAGCUUUGAACCGACCGUUUGUGCUCCCGACGACCUGGACUGGAAGGGCGAUUGUCGUGGCGCCACCGUCGGCGCUUCACAAGCUCAUGACGAGGCCUGACAAGGGCCUCGCCGGCACCGGAAGCGACAUUACUCACAUCAUCGGGCUGAUUGAAGCCAUCCAGCUACCGUACAUCAUCUCCGACCCGGACAUCUACAUGAACGCCCUGCACUUUGACGUUGUGCGUCGCCAAAUGACCAAAAAGCACAUGCCCUUCUUCGCCGCCAUGACGGCUGACGAGAUUGAGGCCGCCUUUGGCGACAUCUGGGGAACGUCCAAGGAGUGGACCACCAUCAACGGCUGGGAUAUGUGCGGCCGCAUCAUUGCCCGCACUGCUGAGCGCAUGAUGCUCGGCCUUCCAUGGGGCCGUGACGAGACGCUGCUCGAGGCCUCUCGCCUGUAUGCCAACUCGGUCCUGCUCGGUGGCGCCGUCAUGAACUGCUUCCCGCCUUUUCUCCGGGGAGUUGCUGGCCCCCUGAUUGCUCUACGAGCAAAGUACUACCAAAAGCGCUGCGUCAAAAUACUCAUUCCUAUCAUUGAAGAGAGGAUGGCCAUCUACCGGGGUGAAAAGAAGGUCGAGGAAGUACCGGAGGACUUUAUUCAAUGGCUCAUUGCCACCUGUGACAAGGACGGACCGCACCAAAUGUUUGCUGACCGCAUCGCCAACCGACUAAUCGCUCUCAUGACGCCGCUCAUCUUUGCAGUGUGCUACGUGUUCGCACACACAGUCCUCGACAUAUACGGCAACCCUGACCGAGAAGAGUUCAUACAGGGAUUAGAGGACGAGGCGAAGCGUGUUUCGUCGCUUCACAAUGGCCUGGCAACGGCCGAGGCUGUGGAUGAGCUGUACCGGUUCGACUCGGCUAUCCGCGAGUCGAUGCGCAAGUCGGACGUGUCGGUCACCAGUCUCCAUCGAGACGUCACCUCGGGUGAAAUGGACCUCGGCAACGGUAUAAUCAUCGGUGAGGGCGUCCGUGUCGGCUUUCCCACUCAGAAUAUACAUAUGGACCCAGACAACUAUCACGAACCGGGCCGCUACGACGCAUUCCGGUUCAGCAGGCCCUUUGAGGGCAUCGACGAGGCCAGCCGGAAGACAGACGAGGCUCCCGAGCGAGAACUCAUUACGACACCUACCCAGUCGUUUCUGCCUCUGGGAUACGGCCGACAUGCCUGUCCGGGACGGUGGUUCGCGGCCAAUACGAUGAAGCAAGCGCUCGCUUUCAUUGUCAUGAACUACGACCUCGAACUGAUCGGCAAACCGAUCAAGCGUCAGAGCUUGUUGAAUACCAUGGUGCCGCCGGUCGAUGCUCAGAUCAGAAUCCGACGAAAGUCGUAG
Molecule: messenger RNA, 1632 nt
Organism: Talaromyces rugulosus
Lineage: Eukaryota; Fungi; Ascomycota; Eurotiomycetes; Eurotiales; Trichocomaceae
Exons: 2
Coding region: 1-1632 (543 amino acids)
Molecular function (GO): monooxygenase activity; heme binding; iron ion binding
Source: RefSeq, a predicted model, not a curated record